Messenger RNA from Aspergillus welwitschiae, 975 nucleotides. RefSeq names its product DUF3716 domain-containing protein. Lineage: Eukaryota; Fungi; Ascomycota; Eurotiomycetes; Eurotiales; Aspergillaceae. The record is from RefSeq and is a predicted model, not a curated record. The transcript has 3 exons. Bases 1 to 975 code for a protein of 324 amino acids.
AUGUUCCGCAUCUUUAACUAUCCCCAACCUCAACCUCAUCUCUCAACCUCACCACCAACCCACCACAGCCCUAGUCCAAUCCCCGACUUCCGGGUUGAAAUCCCCUCAGAGCGCCUCCCUGGUAUCACCUACGACGACCUCCCCCUCCUCGGCGCACGCCCCAGCUCUUCAAUGCUCGAGUACCAUCAACUGCCCGUCCUCAGACACUUAGACUGGCGCAUUGACGACGAAACCGGCGAGCCCCUCCGUCGCCCGCUCAAGGACGUCGUAUCAUUGACUGCGGCGUUCGCGCAGACUCGGGGAUGCGAGCCGUUGGAGCCGUGCGUUCAUUGCCGGGUGGGUAAGAGCGUGUGGAAGACGUGCGUGGUGGGGUUCGAUACGAGGGAGGGAAUGGGUGUGCAUGGCGCUUGUGCGGCGUGUCGGUUUAGUAGGAGGGGGUGUAGUCUUAAUACUCAGCUUGAGGAACCUGAGACGCCGAGUCGGGUGAAGGAUGAGAUGGAGAGUGAAGGCGGAGCUGGAGCUGGGCCUAUGACUCCGCCGCCGUCUGGUUCCAGGAGGUAUUUGACUGCUGUGCCUGUUGCUGCCGCUGCUGGUCGCGGUCGCGGUCGUGGUGGUAGUCGGAGACGAGGGAACAGAUUUACUCGGCAGAGACCGUACAAUCUGAGACCGAGGAUUGCGACACCGACUCCUAGCAGAAGCGAUAUGAGCUAUACCAGUCAUUUAAAGCGUGAUUCAGACCGGCGAAUCAAAUCAGAAAGAAACGAUCUGCUCACCUCCUCACCCGGUACUUCUCGCCUUGAUGGGAGUAUUCUUCCCUUCCCGCUGGGACCAGAGACGAUCGAUGACUUGCCGUUCUUGAGACAGGCUGUUACAGAGAUGGAGAUGCAUUUGGGGACCUUGAGGAGGAGGGUGAGGCAGUUGGAGGAUCGGGACAGAAUCAGGGAUGAUAGUAUUAAUCCGUGGGAGUUGGUGUGA